Molecule: messenger RNA, 2217 nt
Organism: Penicillium vulpinum
Lineage: Eukaryota; Fungi; Ascomycota; Eurotiomycetes; Eurotiales; Aspergillaceae
Exons: 1
Coding region: 1-2217 (738 amino acids)
Source: RefSeq, a predicted model, not a curated record
AUGACUGAAGAUCCCAAGUUGAAUUCUAUCCAGCAACGGAUCGCCAGCCUCAACCAGUCGCAACUGGCCCACCCACCGGGAGGCCCUCCACCACCAUACCGCCCAAACGCCCAACGGAGCGCCUCAGCCAACAACCCUCCCUCAUACGAUGCAGUCGGCUCCGUGGUGGAUAGAACAUUUGUCGGAAAUGAACCCGCAGAUGAGAGAACCCAGAGGCGGGUCCUGCAAGCGCCUUCAAUGGAAUCGCUCCGGCCUGAAGUGAAACCCAAACCAAAAGCCCCUCCGCCGCUGCCCACGCGAAAAUUAGGUCGCCUGCCUCCUCCUACACCAGCUCGCCCUGCGCUACCACCGCGCAGACCGACGGACCAAAAGCGCAGACCCUCCCUUGAGUCGGUCGCUUCCGAUGCGUCAUAUUCGACAACGUCGACAGCUCUAACUGCAGGGCGGGGCACAUCAACAACAUCGGUGAACUCCACCGUUAGCAAUCGCAUCAAGGCGCCUGCAUGGGGCGAGACAGAAUUGCCUACAUUGCCUCCCCGCCGACCAAAGGAGCAAGCUAGCUUGGAACCGCCCCCGCGGCCUACAAUCAGUAGUAAGAGGAGCUUCGGAAGCCUGUCUGCCCGAUUGACCUCCAAAAUAUCGCUACCGGGCUCCAAACCGCCCGUUCCCCCUCUUCCAAGUCAGCCUCCACGACCCAGUGAACCUCCUCGACCUACGCAGCCCCCUCGGCCUACGCAGCCUCCACGGCCUACGCAGCCUCCGCGGCCUAGUUCGUCUCCAAAUCCUAGCCGGCCACCCCCGCGCUAUGAGGAAGAGGAACCCCCAGUACCUCGACUGCCAGCACGCCGGCCAUCCGCAGUACAUGCAGACACAAAUGGAACCGGUGAUGACUUGAGUGUCAAUCUACCGAUUCGGAAGACAUUACCUCCUCCGCCAACGGCCGCGCAGAUCAAGGACGCUAGGCAGCUCGGGUUUGGCGAUACGACUCCCAAACCCAGCAAAACUCCGCCACCAAUUCCACAUGGCUCCCGUCCGGAUCUAUCCAAAAUUCUGGCUACCAAGCCACGUUUCAAUGGGUCAGCCGUGUCUCCAAGUCCCCCACCCCCCGCGCCAGAUACGGAAUGCUUGGUAUGUCGGGACUUCUCGGGCCCUGAUAAUCAUGCAGCCCAGUACCCUCGUGCAUCGCUUCCCACACAGGAUAUGGCGUGGCUGGCCAAUGCGUUGACAGCACCGUUCCCAUCCAUGACAGACAAGGCACGCGCGAUAUUUACGUGGUUGCACCAUAACAUCUCCUACGAUACAUAUGCCUUCUUUAACCACUGUGUGCAGCCCUCCACACCAGCCAGUACUCUUUCAUCUGGAAUGGCAGUCUGCGAAGGCUACGCAGGACUAUUUGCAGCAUUAGCCACCCACGCUGGUCUAGAGGCAAUAGUAAUCGGUGGCCACGGCAAAGGCUACGGACACACCCCUCUUGCUCCAGGGGCCCGGACCCCCCCGUACCAAGGCAACCAUGCCUGGAACGCUGUCAAAAUCGACGGAGGCCGAUGGAAGCUAAUCGACCCCUGUUGGGGCGCAGGAGCAAUAGAAGAAGGACAGACAUACAAGCAGCGAUUUGAACCAGCGAUGUUCUCAAUUCCGAACGAAGAGUUCGGCCUAAAGCACUUCCCAGAAAACAAACGCCAAUUCUUCCGCGAGGACGGACGUCCCGAUCUAACCUGGGAAGAAUAUAUCCUCACAGACCCAGAUCGACCAAAUGGCGUCGAAGGCCUAAAAGUCUACAGCGAUGCCGACAAGCGCACUCUCGGCCGCAAGACCUUCCAACCACAAGGCUUGCGCAUUUCCAUCAGCACGCCGGGUCCAAUGCGCUUCCAGUUCGGUCUCCUCUGUCCGCACUGGACACUGUCUCGCCACAGCCACAUCCAGCAUGCGGGCUUGUUCCUGCUUAUGAUCCAUGGCGUGGACGGACGAGAGGAUGACAGACUUCCUUUCACACAUGUAUCAGGCUCCGGACCCGCGGGCGGUGGCGAGCUCUGGUAUGUGGAUGUCCCCAGUGCACGUAUGCUUGGUGCGCCUGGUCAGAAGCUGCAGUUGGCUGUGUUGACUAGCUUCGGGGAUCAGAAGGAUGCUAGUGCUGUUACGGCGCAGGAGUUCAAGGAGAAGGUUGGCCGGGUUGGGAUGAGUUGGGCUUAUGUUGCUGAGUGGGAGUUGGUUAGAUAG